Molecule: messenger RNA, 660 nt
Organism: Erigeron canadensis
Lineage: Eukaryota; Viridiplantae; Streptophyta; Magnoliopsida; Asterales; Asteraceae
Product: latex serine proteinase inhibitor-like
Exons: 1
Coding region: 1-660 (219 amino acids)
Molecular function (GO): endopeptidase inhibitor activity
Source: RefSeq, a predicted model, not a curated record
AUGAAACCAUCAAUAUUCUCUUAUGUGCUUUUCCUUCUCUUCGCUCUCACCACACAAUCAAUUUUUAUUUUUACCACCACAAAUUCCGCGUCGGCUGCUGAAGUCGUAGUGAAAGACUCAACCGGGAAAAAGGUAUUGAAUAAUGUUCGCUACCACGUUUCUCCCGUCGCCAAGGGUGGCUCGAUCAAGCUAACGGACACAAUCAACAAGAAGAAAGUUUGUCCCUUCGAAGUGGUCCACGACCCCAAGGAUAACGUAGGUGGCGAGUUUAUGUUCACCAUGAUUACCGAUAAAGAAGUUAAGGAGAACUAUCUCAAAACAGAACGAAUUCUCGGUAUUGACUCGGGUUAUCCCAAGGGAGCAUGCACCGAGUCUACAUUUUGGACAAUCAACGAUGCGGAAGCAAAGGGGCCGCCAGCUAACUUGAUUACGACUGGAGGUGGUUUCGAAACCGAAGAAACAUGUUUUCAAGUUGUGGAGAAUCCCAAACCAACAAGUGCAAAGGUGCAUAGUUACAUGCUUCAACAUUGCCCCGGAUUCUGCGGGGGUCCGGAUAAAACAUGCUUUAACAUAAGCCUCUCCUCAUAUCAGGGCGUGAAUCGUCUUUCUGCUGUUGGUGCUACUCCUUUUGAGUUUGCGUUUCACAAGAUUGCAAAAUAG